GCAGCUUUAUAACUCAAGAGCCUGAUUGAAACAAGUCACAUAAUCCUCAGUGUUGCCCCAAAAUGUCUUUCAUGAGUUUAAAUGAUAACAGGUUGAAAUGGCCUCCCCAUAAAGAAACUUUUCAGAGGUGUGGUGUGUAAAUUGUAAAGAAGGGGAGGGUUUAAAAAUACCGACAGUAUCUAUGUUGUUCUACUUUCUGAAGACCACAAUGAGCCAUUUUCUCCGUCACUUCUGCUAAGUGCUCUCUGUCUUUGUGGAUAUGAUUUUUUAAAGCGUGGGAUUUAUCAAAUACACCAAAAUGUAUGGAGGACUGCUUUUUAUGAUUGUGACAUGCAGUGUGAACAGCUUUAACAUUCAGACCUCACCGGUGAAAAAUUUCACAAUGAAUGAUCCACUUUUUGGGCAAACCGUUAUUCAGUCGAAAGAUGGAGUUUAUGUUUCUUCCCCCAACACUGGAAAACUUUUCAGCUGCACACUAAAGAAUGAUUGUGUCUUGGUAAAUUCUUCGGAUGAGAUAACAAAAGGCCUGAGACCGAUAGCAUCAGUAGCUGCGAGCGAGAUAUCAGAAGAAGAGCAUCUUCUGUUGUGUAAUCAGGUUCGCACAAAAAAGUCAUCAACGGAGGAUUUGAAUGGAUAUUGCACAAUGAUAAAUCCCACAGGGACAAACAAACUGAAUCCUGCUGAAUUAGCACUCAACAGCAACAACAACAAUAACAAUCGUUAUCAUGGUGGAAGGAUCAAUCCGGCUCAAAGACGAAUGAAAAGAGAAACCCAGGAGACCACAGACACAGCAGCAGGCGAAGAUGAAGAUGAAGAUGACCCAGGAACAGAGAUUGCUUUUGUGCUGGAUGGUUCUGGGAGCAUUCAUGCUGAUGACUUUGAGAGAGCCAAAGAUUUUAUGCACAACGUCAUGAAAAAAGUUUGGGAAAAAUGUUUUGACUGUGACUUUGCAAUAGUCCAGUACGGAAGUAGGAUCGAGACUGAACUCUCACUUCUAGACAAUAAGGAUGGCAACAGGACCUUGGAAAAAGUAAAACAAAUUAAGCAACUUUACAAUCUCACAAAGACCGCCUCAGCCAUCCACCAUGUGCUUACAAACGUUUUGGUCCCUGGGAAUGGAUCAAAAAAUAAUUCCAAAAAAAUGAUAAUCGUAUUGUCUGACGGAAAGAUUUUGGGAGACCCAAUGAACCUUACUGAUGUUUUGAACAUGACCGAAAUGAAGGGAGUAACUCGCUUUGCAAUUGGUGUUGGAAACGCGCUUUUGUCUAAUCCUGAGGCAGUUCAAGAGAUGAAGGACAUAGCAGAUACCAAUAAGUUUUUUAAUGUUUCCAAUUAUGCUGCCUUAGAUGACAUCCUUUCUGAACUGGAACAAAGCAUAACAGGAAUUGAGGGUACUCAACAAGGUGCAGGAUUUGAGUUACAGCUGGCUGAGGCUGGAUUCAGCUCACACAUUGUGCAUGAUAAAUCUCUUCUUUUUGGAGCAGUGGGGGCUUAUGACUGGAGCGGUGGACUCAUUUUAAAAUCCGAUGACAAUGUGAAGUUUUUGAAUGCCUCUAAAAAUGGACCCAAAUUUUCCUAUUUAGGUUACAGUGUAACCUCUGCUAGUUUACCGACUAAAACUCUGUACAUAUCUGGUGCACCACGGUAUAACUUGACUGGUGGAGUAUUUAUAUUUGAAGAGACUGAAAAGUAUGUGCUCCAGGGACAGCAGGUUGGAUCGUACUAUGGAUCAGUUCUCUGUGUCUUGAACCUUCAUAGAAAAAAUGAAACGGAUUAUUGGUUAUUAGUUGGAGCACCACAUUUUCAUAAAGAUGGGGAAGAAGGCAAAGUGCUUGUGUACAAAUUAAAUCAGGAACAGAGGUUUGAGAACGUGAACAUGGAGUUACAGGGCGAUGCAGGACAGACCUUUGCGAGGUUUGGUGCUGCCAUUGCUUCUAUAGGAGAUAUUGAUGGUAACAACUACAAUGACGUAGCAGUGGGGGCUCCGCUUGAAUUAGACGCUUCUGGUAGCAUUUACAUUUACAACGGCUUCGAAGAUGGUCUGCGAUUUUCACAAAAAAUAUCCCCAUCAGAUUUUGGAAUGAAACUUGUGCAUUUUGGUCUGUCAGUAAGUUCUGUAACUAAUACAAAUAAGUAUAUCGCUGUUGGAAGUCAGGGAGGAGUAACAGUUUUUGAGACAAUACCUGUCAUAAUAAUAAAUCCAAAAAUGUCAAUUCAACCGGAUCUCUCAAUCAUUAAUCCCUCUCAGAAAACGGAAGAUUUUAAAUUACAGGUCUGCUUUAAUGUUGUGAAGGGGCAACCUAAAAAUACUGAAACUAUUCCUAUUAAAUACCAGAUUGAUUUGGAUUUUGAUGUCAAUGAAAAGCGCCUACGUUUCGAUGACAGCAGUCUGUUGAAGGAAACCUUCUCUUUGGAUAAAGACAAUGGGUGCACUUCGCUUAUCAACUUGAAGUAUUUGGGUUGUUAUGAUUGUUAUUCGCCUAUUAAAAUUAAGUUGAAUUUUUCACUGGCCCCAAACUCUGAUGGAACCCCUAUCCGAAUCCUUGACAUAUUUACACCAACAGAAAUUUUGAAUGAGAUCCCAUUUAAAAAAGAGUGUGAGGAUGAAGUUUGUAAGCCAAAGAUUACAUUAUCUGAUUCUAAAAUAAGUAACAAUCGUAUCAUAAUUGGAGAAACCGAAAGCUUGAGUAUCAUUUUCAAUCUAACAAAUACUGACUCCCCAUCCUAUAUGACAACGUUAUCUUUGACUUACCCCAGCAUCCUCAGUCUAAAGAAAGCUGAAGUUCACUGUCCUAUAAAGAACGACAAUAACAUACAAUGUCUUCCUCUUCACCCUGAAACAGUUUUCAGAAAAGGUGUAAAGACCAGCAUCCCCAUCUCCUGGCAACCCAUGAACAAGAAAUAUGAGUUGAAGAAUUUUGAGAUUAUUGCCAAUCUAACAAGUAAAAAUGCAGCAUUGCUGGACUCUAAAAUAUACACGUUUGAUGUGAUGUACUCCCUACCGAUCCAGCUAACUGGCAAAGCCAAUCGAACCAGAAUCACUGUAGAAGAAGGAAAGAGACACACUUCACACCUGGAAUUCGUAUUUGAGUUUAUUGGUGUAAACAAGUAUGGUGCCACAAUUGAUGUAGUUGUAACCAUAACAAAGGAAACAUUCAACACAGAUGUGACCAUCAACAGUGUCACACCAAAGAAUUGCUCUCUGCCCCCAAAUAAGAAAGUAGAGGCAUCAUAUCUUGUCAAGUGCACCAUGGAAAAGUUGCAGAAAAUCACCAUUGAUGCCAAGGUCGAUAUAUUUGAUGUUCAGGGCAAAUCAGACAAGAUCAUAGCUGUAGGGCAAUACAGCUUUGAUAAGACCACCUAUGUUGCAAAUAAUCCUUUGAGGACCGAUCAAGUGGAGGUGAUCAUUACAAAGCUGGCUGUAACAUCAUCUAAAGGAUCUAUCAUAGGAGGCUCCAUAGGAGGACUAUUGCUUCUUAUUAUCAUCAUCAUCAUCCUCAUAAAGUGUGGCUUUUUCCGUCGGCGGCGUAAAAUGGACCAAGUGCAGACCCCAGACUAACACCAACAAAGCCAAAGAGGGACCAUAUUUUCCCAUUUAUAUUCCUUAUAUUUGUGUCAAGAAAUGAUUAUUUUAAGAGAUGUAUUGUUUGUGUAAGCAAUUUAUUAUUGAGAAACUAUGAAUAAAUGAUUGUAUUUAAUAUG
Messenger RNA from Misgurnus anguillicaudatus (oriental weatherfish), 3702 nucleotides. RefSeq names its product integrin, alpha E, tandem duplicate 2 (gene itgae.2). Gene Ontology annotation, molecular function: integrin binding. Gene Ontology annotation, biological process: cell adhesion mediated by integrin; cell-matrix adhesion; integrin-mediated signaling pathway. Gene Ontology annotation, cellular component: external side of plasma membrane; integrin complex. The record is from RefSeq and is a predicted model, not a curated record. Lineage: Eukaryota; Metazoa; Chordata; Actinopteri; Cypriniformes; Cobitidae.